CCCUCACCCUGUCAGGCUCCCCUCCCAGUGCAAACCCUGGAGUCAAAGAAGAAUUCCUUCAGAAGGAAGAAGGCAAACAUGGUGCUGCCCAGGCUGCUGAAGCUGCUUAUGGUGUCCAUGUGGCUGGGAUCCAGUUUUGCCCAGAAGGUGACUCAGGCCCAGCCAGCCAUGUGGGUGCAGGAGAAGGAGGCUGUGAGCCUGCUCUGCUCCUAUGACACCAGUGCUGGAAAUUAUGAUCUCCUCUGGUACAAGCAGCCCAGCAGUGGGGAGAUGGUCUUCCUCAUCCGUCAGAACUCUUACAGCCAGCAAAAUGCCACAGAAGGUCGCUACUCACUAAAUUUGCAGAAGGCAAGCAAAUCCAUCCAGCUUGUCAUCUCAGCCUCUCAGCUGGGGGACUCAGCGGUGUAUUUCUGUGCACUGAGAGAGGGCACAGUGGGAGGACUGUUGGAGGAAGGCGCACAAAAACCCAGGGUCUGCCUGAGUCACCCACUUGCUGGAGGGACCAAGGCAGGAAGUGGCAGGGCUGUGUCAGCUUAUGUCUGGGAACAAGCUUGUCUGGCCCAAGAACUGACACCUGCAGAGCAGGGAGAAGAGCCCAGCAGCCAGGCCAGCAGCCAUGCAGAGGGGACUGGGGGCUCUGCUGGGGCUUCUGUGGGUGCAGCUUUGCUGGGUGAGAGGGCAGCAUGUGGAGCAGAGUCCUUCAGCCCUGAUACUCCAGGAGGGAGCCAGAUCCACUCUGAGGUGCAAUUUUUCCACCACCAUGCAAACUGUGCAAUGGUUUCAACAGAAUCCUGGAGGCAGCCUCAUCAGUCUGUUUUUCCUGACUUCAGGGACAAAGCAGGAGGGAAGGUUAAAGGGAGUACUGAAUUUUCAGGAGCGCUACAGCACCCUGCACAUCUCGAACUCCCAGCUGGAAGACUCAGGCACCUACCUCUGUGCAGCAGGGCACAGUGCUCCUAG
Marmota monax (woodchuck) is the source of this 960-nucleotide messenger RNA. RefSeq lists its product as uncharacterized. Lineage: Eukaryota; Metazoa; Chordata; Mammalia; Rodentia; Sciuridae. The transcript has 4 exons. Bases 79 to 960 code for a protein of 293 amino acids. The record is from RefSeq and is a predicted model, not a curated record.